Messenger RNA from Zingiber officinale, 1208 nucleotides. Its product is annotated as two-component response regulator ORR6-like. Lineage: Eukaryota; Viridiplantae; Streptophyta; Magnoliopsida; Zingiberales; Zingiberaceae. The record is from RefSeq and is a predicted model, not a curated record. The transcript has 5 exons. Gene Ontology annotation, biological process: phosphorelay signal transduction system; cytokinin-activated signaling pathway. The coding region runs from base 609 to 1004 and encodes 131 amino acids.
CCCAAAGAUCUCUGCCGCCGCCGUAAAUGCGGCCGGAUCUACUUUUUUCCUCCCCGAAUCUUUCCUCUCUCCCUCUCCUCCCCUUCCGGCAAAAGAUCUCCAUCGAUACGCUACCUCUCUUCUUCCUCAAUAUUCUAUCCAUUCCCCCCGCCACACCGUCACCACCAUCACCUCCAUAAAAUCUACGGCAGCAGAAGAAGCAUAAGCAGGCGCGAAAGCCAAUGAUUAAACUGUGAAAUCUCCAUGCACGUCCCCGUAUCUCUCUCCCAUCUCCCUCGGUUCCACUGCGCCAAUCCCCUCCCUCCUCCCUCUGCCGCAACAUCAUGCGUACGAUAUCCCAAUAGAUUCGGCCAUGACGCCACCGCCGUGAUCUGAUUCGCCUCGUUGCCGCUGGCUGAUGAGAUCAACCAGUCAAAGGCGUGGACUUUCUACCCCAGUCCGAUCCUAUAAGUAAGACAGACAGGAUCCUGCCGAGAUCGUAUCGCAUUGAGUUCGCCUUGGGAUUCUCUGCGCUCUGCUUCCCCUUCGGCUUUGGCACGUCUUCUGCCACUUUUGUUUCUCUCUGUAUAUAAAGAGGCGUCGCGGUGUGCUCUUCUACGACAGCGACAAUGGCGUCGUCGAGGGGAGGAGACGGGGAGCGCCAAAUCCAUGUGCUGGCCGUCGACGACAGCUCCGUCGACCGCGCCAUGAUCGCCAAGCUCCUCCGCAGCUCCAAGUACAAGGUGACGGCUGUAGACAGCGGGAAGAAGGCGCUGGAGCUGUUGGGGCUGGAGCCGAAUGUCAACAUGAUCAUCACAGAUUACUGGAUGCCGGAGAUGACUGGAUUUGAGCUUCUCAAGAUUGUCAAGGAGUCCUCUGAGCUAAGGCAAAUCCCUGUGGUCAUAAUGUCAUCUGAGAACGUUCCUAGCAGAAUCAACAGGUGUUUGGAGGAAGGAGCAGAGGAUUUCCUGCUGAAGCCUGUGAGGCCUUCAGACGUGUCUCGGUUGUGCAGUAGAAUGAGAUAGGAAUCGAGUUCCUGAGGAAGGAGAGAUCUUAAUUUUCUGACUUUUUUGUGUGAUUAUUUGUUUGUUUUGGUGUUCAUUUUGGAGUGUGGGGAGAACAGAGUGGAGGAUAAAGAGGAAAAGAAAGCUUUGUGUUCCUUGAAGCCUCUAUGUCUCUUCUGUGAACUUGUGCAGUUGUUAUUCGAGUUAAAUUGUUCAGAAAUUUCU